Clonostachys rhizophaga is the source of this 264-nucleotide messenger RNA. The record is from the annotation of a GenBank genome assembly. NCBI's taxonomy places the organism in Eukaryota, Fungi, Ascomycota, Sordariomycetes, Hypocreales, Bionectriaceae.
AUGUCCCGCGCCUCGAAAAUGACCAUGGUCGGUUCCGGCCUCUUCGCCGCUGCCACCAUUGUCUUUGUCCACUUCCAACAAAAGGCGGAGAAAGAAGCGAUGCAUCAAGGCGUAGUACGAGAUAUCGAGCAACAACGUAUCAAAGCUGAGCGUCAGCUGGAUUUCGACAUGCAGCGCGCUCUUGAAGCAGAGUAUAAACGAGACCAAAAUGUCCGAAGUUCAUUAGAGCCAAACGACAGCAGUGCACAAACACCGUCAAGAUAG